Molecule: messenger RNA, 1661 nt
Organism: Ictalurus furcatus (blue catfish)
Lineage: Eukaryota; Metazoa; Chordata; Actinopteri; Siluriformes; Ictaluridae
Gene: marcksl1a
Product: MARCKS-like 1a
Exons: 2
Coding region: 237-878 (213 amino acids)
Biological process (GO): central nervous system development; actin filament organization
Cellular component (GO): cytoplasm; plasma membrane
Molecular function (GO): actin filament binding; calmodulin binding
Source: RefSeq, a predicted model, not a curated record
GCGUCGACAUCUCGGGCAGCUUCAGAUCGCCUGGUGGAGACGCAGCGGAUGUGAAACCUCGCGCUUUUCGCACUUUAUUUAAAGGGAACAAAAAAAACACACACACACCACAUCACAACAGAGGACUUUCCAAAUCGGGUCUCGCCUUUUUAAUACAAAACAACAACAACUUUUGAGAAGAAGUUUACUUUUUCUUCCCUCUCUGGGUUGCCUACAAUUUUGGUUUUGGAGUGAAGAUGGGAGCCCAAUUGUCUAAGGGUGGAGCAGCCGAGGCUGAGAGCGCAGCCGCUAAAACCAACGGCCAGGAGAACGGCCAUGUCAAAACCAACGGCGACGUGUCGGCCAAACCCGAGGGAGAGGCGGCCGUGGCCGACGGCAACGGAACCACGGAGGCCGUCAAAGAGACGGCGGAGUCCGGGGACGCCAUCGAGGCUGCAGACGGCGAAGGAACCAGCGCCAAUGCGGCGGAGGGCGAGGCACCCAAGGAGACCAAGAAGAAGAAGAAGUUCUCUUUGAAGAACUCGUUCAAGUUUAAAGGUUUCUCUCUGAAGAAGAACAAGAAGAGCACUGAGGAACCGGCGGAAGCGGCGGCGGCAGCGCCAGAGGAGAACGGCCAGGCCCCCAAGGAAACCAAAGAGGAGGAGGAGCCGGCUGCCGAGACCAACGAGGCAGCUGCAGAGGCAGAGGCAGAGGUAGAGGCAGCACCUGCUCCAGAGGCUGCAGAGGAGGAGGCUAAAGCAGAAGAGCCCGCCCCUGUGGCAGAAGCCACACCCACAGAGGAAAGCGCCAAAACCGAGGAAGCUCCUGCUUCCACUCCGGCCGAGACCGAGGCCACGCCUGAGGCCACGCCCGCUGAGCCCACACCAGCCUCGGAGUAACCUACUGCGACCGGACUGAUUUUUCCCCCUCAUUCCUUUCUUUUUCUUUCUUUUUUUUUCCCCCCCUUUUGUUUUCAUUUUCUUUUUUUUUUUUAAAAGAUUGAAAUAUAUGAAAUAUAUAUACGAGACUUGAGCCACGUCAUUGAAGUUUCAUCGAAGUCACAGCAGUGUCACUACAGAGAAAGACGAGCCAAUAAAAAAUAAAUAACUAAAAGAUAAAAAGAUCACGGUUUCUCUCGUUCACUCGUUCCUUCUCUGCUGUGGACGUACGAAUCGGGACUGAGGAGAGGAGGAGAAACGCAUCCUCCAGACAGAUCGGAAUAUUUUCCACUAGACGAAAGUGUAUCAUACGUAACAGUCUCACAGCCCAGGUUUUUUUUUCCCCCCGUCUCGGACGCCGGUGGCAGGCGAGCAAAUCGACGACUCGUCACUGACGGUUAAAGGACAAUGUGAAGCCUCUUGAAAUAGUGUGUAUGUGGUUUGUUUUUGUUUUGUUUUUAGAAGAUCUACAUUCCUCCGUUCUUUAACCCCCUGAGAACACAUGCGAGUAUUUAGUGCAGAGACUUUGGAGGGGUGGUUUAGGUUUAGGCUGGUUUCUGAUGAGCCUGUGAAAGCGUGUCGUCUCUCCGGAGCUCGACGAAGGGAUGUACAAAACCACUGCUUUUAUCAGCUUCUUUUCCUUUGUUCAUCUGUAUAUAAUUUUUUUUUUUUUUUGCUAACAUUUAAACGUUAAUGGUUUUAUUGUAAGAUCAAGGGCAAAUAAAAUGUUGGAUCUCCUCAUUA